Messenger RNA from Xenia sp. Carnegie-2017, 1575 nucleotides. RefSeq lists its product as uncharacterized. The record is from RefSeq and is a predicted model, not a curated record. Gene Ontology annotation, biological process: rDNA heterochromatin formation. The transcript has 2 exons. NCBI's taxonomy places the organism in Eukaryota, Metazoa, Cnidaria, Anthozoa, Malacalcyonacea, Xeniidae. Gene Ontology annotation, molecular function: DNA binding. Bases 94 to 1260 code for a protein of 388 amino acids. Gene Ontology annotation, cellular component: heterochromatin.
AAAGAAAGGUGUUGUCUUCCAUGACGCAAAUAUAUUUUCUUCGAUAUAGCAAUCGCUGAUUUCACUCGCAAAUAUAACAUUUAAACUACUAACAUGGGGAAACUAUCUCGUCAUGCUCAAGACCGCGUUCUUUCGCUGAGUUCGCAUUACGCUAAUAUAAGCGAUAUUGUCUCAAAACUAAACGAGGAAGGCAUCGAUACCACACGUCAAACGGUCUCUAGGUUUCUUCGAGUUUCGAGUAAAGCGACAAAAACGCGCUUGAACACAGCGGCGACGGACGAGCCAAGACCAAAGACGAAGCUUAAAAAAGAACACUUGGAUUAUAUCAACACCGAAAUAGAAAAAGAUCAAAAGCUUAGUGUUCAAGAUCUUCAAGAAAUGCUACAGGAGCAGUUUAAUCUGGAGGUAUCAACUGUAGCUAUCAAGAAAGCAAGGAAGAAACUUGGUUGGGUGAGAACUGGGCCAAGGAACAUCAAGGUACAAGUAGGACCAUGCCAGGACCAUGCUGCAAUUAUAGCCUGCCUCACUCUUAUCACCGAGCAACAACAGGUCCUUAGUCAAAAGUUGGAUCGAAUUGAAAACAGGUUUGUGCUUCUCCAACAAUUCCCCAAUACGUAUCCACUGUUUCCAACCAGCUCAAACAUGACCCAUCCAGUUAACAUAACAAGUUCAUCAACAAUUGCAAGCCAUUUGAAUCAGUCUUGCGCCGUCAACACCACAUCAACAAUGGGUGUACAACAUCAUACACCUUGUGCAAGUAACAUGGCACAGCUGAUGCCGGCUCUACCAUCAACAAGUGACUCCUCGAAUUUGCUAAACACAAGUGGCAAUGACGAGGCCUCUGUUGCUCCAGACAGCUUUAGCAUACUGGCAAACAUCUACAACAUGAACACAGAUGAUUUGUAUGUCUUGUCAAGGAAGUCCUCCUCGAUUGGAAAUUUUUCUGUGAAGCUUGUCAAUAUCAUGUUUCGUCCUGAUGAGCUCAUGGGACGAAACUGCAAUGGAAAACUAGGCAAACUGCCACUUGAUCCAUCAAGAUUGUCUAUUGUCAAAGAAGCUGUUUAUUAUAUUUAUUCUGUGCCAGAUGUCUCAAAACCCGACAUAUGGAAGAAAUGUGUCAUAGCCAUUGACGAAUGUAUACGACGACCAAAAUACAAGGGGAAAAAGCGCCAAGUUUUUGUGCAAUUACCAAGCAUGACCGAUUUACAUCUUAUUACAGAACAGAUGGGGAAACUGGAUGGCAAUCAAAUUGCUAAUUAAAGCCAAUGGUAUUUAUGCUCAGUAUCAUAGAGUUUCUAUGUAGUAAAAGCCUAUGUAUCUAAGGAAUGUACAUAGCAGUAAAAUGAUUUAGGAGACAUGCUCAAUAUGAUGCAAACUUUGAUUUACUUUAUGAGGUACAAAAACAUCAUUACCAUUUUCGCCCAUGUUUGCAAAAAGAUCCUCCUGGUCUGCAGAUAGCCGAUGAACAUAUUUCAAAAUUUUUUCAACAUCCUAGUAAUACAAAUGUAUGUAUUCAUGUAAGAAAGUACCAUAUUAUUCAAGCAAUACUAUUCUGUAAUGAAUGAAAAACACUAA